UUUAUAGUGGUUAUUUAAAUAAAUACUUAAAAUAAUCGGAUAUAAGUAAAAUUCAAGUAACGUCAUCAAGUGCAUUCAAUCUAAUUUUGUUAAUAGUAACCUCAAACUUAAACUUGCCAACGAGUACCUAACAAACUUGAAAUGCACAAAAUUCUUGAGUUUCAAUCUGUUGUUUUGGCAGCGGGAAGAGGCUCUCGUUUGCCAGAUGUAGGUGGAUCUGUAUCAAAAUGCCUUCUACCAGUUGGACCCUAUCCUGUUUUGUGGUACUCAUUAAAUAUGCUGGAGAAGCUUGGAUUACAAGAAACUAUGAUUGUUGUCUUGGAUGAAGAUAAAUCAAAUAUAUUGAGUGCCUUAGAAAAAUGUCCCUUAAAAAUUAAAUAUGAUUUGAUAGUAAUACCAUCAGAAGAGGACUGGGGUACUGCUAAUUCACUCAAACACAUCAGUGGUCUAGUUAAUACUGAUUUAUUAGUUGUCUCUGGAGAUUUGAUCACAAGUAUAAACCUCAAUGAAGUAUUGAAUUUACAUAGAAAACAUGAUGCAUCUCUUACUACAUUAUUUUUUAAUAACGGUCCUGAAGAAUGGAUUGAACUACCUGGAUUGAAAACUAAAGUCAAACCAGAUAGAGAUUUGGUGUGUAUAGAUAAAGAAACUGAAAGAUUAGUUUUUUUGGCUAGCGCUAGUGAUUUUGAAGAAAAUGUUUCAAUACCUAGAAUACUUUUAAAAAAGUUUGACAACAUAAGCUUGUACAGCAGAUUAUUAGAUGCUCAUGUAUAUGUAAUGAAGAAAUGGAUAUUAAAUUACAUAACAGAAUCCGACAAGUUCACUUCAUUGAAAGGUGAACUAAUACCGCACAUAAUUAAGAAACAACUUUCCAGAGCCAAAACAGGUGUAGAAAAAAAAGGAACUUCUGAAAAACAUGUUGAUAUGACAAAUAAUAUUUUUGAGUAUGCUAUAGAAAAUGGUUACGAGAGUAAAAUAAGAGAAAUGUCUUCCUACAGUAAUAGUAAGAGAGGCAAUUGCAAUGAUAUUAUUAGAUGUUAUGCUCAUAUACCUAAUAAGAACACAUUUGGUAUUAGAGUUAACACAUUGUCAUCGUUUUACCUUUCAAAUAACAAAAUACUGUCCAAAUGGGAGGAAUUAACUGGCUCUCCUUUAGAGAAAAGAUUUCACCCUGAGAGUGAUGUAAAAACAAAACAGAUAGAUGAAAACAGCACAGUAGGAGACAAAACAAUUAUUAAUGAAAAAACUUCAAUCAAAAACACUUUCAUUGGCGACAACUGCAAUAUUGAAAACAAAGUCAGAUUAACUAAUUGUAUAUUGAUGAACAAUGUCACAAUCAAAGAAGGGUGUGUACUCCAAGACUGUGUGAUAUAUACAGGAGCCACUGUAGGGAAUGGAUGCUCACUCCAAUACAGCUUGGUGGGACCGCACCACGUACUCCCCGCCUCUACCAAUAGCAAUCACCAACUGCAUGCCGAGACCACAGACAACAUGAUCACCCUAGGAUAAUUACAUUGAUGUAUGU
Messenger RNA from Diatraea saccharalis (sugarcane borer), 1525 nucleotides. NCBI's taxonomy places the organism in Eukaryota, Metazoa, Arthropoda, Insecta, Lepidoptera, Crambidae. The record is from the annotation of a GenBank genome assembly.